Molecule: messenger RNA, 1998 nt
Organism: Pseudozyma hubeiensis SY62
Lineage: Eukaryota; Fungi; Basidiomycota; Ustilaginomycetes; Ustilaginales; Ustilaginaceae
Product: predicted diphthamide biosynthesis protein
Exons: 1
Coding region: 1-1998 (665 amino acids)
Biological process (GO): protein histidyl modification to diphthamide
Molecular function (GO): 2-(3-amino-3-carboxypropyl)histidine synthase activity
Source: RefSeq, a predicted model, not a curated record
AUGGCAGCAUUCAGCACCACCGACGAGGCUGUCCUCACUGCCCCUCUCGAGCUCAAUCCUCUUGCCCAGUCAGCCACUGCUUCCUCCUCGGGUCGCCCCAUCUAUUACAUCUACGACGUCGUUUCCACAGCGGCAAAGAUCCGCACCGGUCGCUUCAAGCGAGUAGCUCUGCAGUUUCCCGACGAAGCACUCAUCGACUCCGUUCCAGUCUACUGGGCACUCAAGAGCGAGGUUCGAAAGAUCUACUCCCAUGACGCUGCUGGCUCAGAUGCUGCUUCGGCUUCCACAUCGACCUCGGCGUUGGGCUCCAGUACCGGCUUGCCUGAAUUUUACAUUCUCGCGGACACAAGCUAUGGAGGAUGCUGUGUAGACGAAGUAGCCGCAAAACACGUCGAUGCGGACUUGGUGGUGCAUUACGGUCACGCUUGUCUCUCUGCCACUGCGAGGAUGCCCGUCAUCUACGUCUUUACCAAGCAACCUCUCGCGGAUGUUGCGGCUGCUGCUUCGGGCUUGGCGCAAGAAGCAAGUCAGCAUAUCUCCAGUCAAGUCGAAGAGGAUAACGUCAAAGCUUUGGUGUUGACCUACGAUGUGUCGUGGGACCACGUGGUAGACGAUGUUUACCACGCAACACAAAAGGCGCUAAAGGGCAAAAGUGUUGAUCUGCCCCUUGUCAGGACACACGUCGACGUUAGAAGGAACUACCAGGACAAGCUCGUCAACGGAAAGUCUUCAGCUUCCAGCGCGGCCAAGCAAGCAGAUUGUUGUGGUGCUUCUCGAGACUCGUGUUGCGGUGGAGCAGAACAGAUCUUGUCCUCUUGCUGCAAUGGAGGUGGCUGUUCGUCUCAAGAUGCAGCGACGUGCUGUACUGGGGCUGCGGCGACAGCACCUUCACCAUCAUCAAUAGGACCGCCUCCUUCCACGACAUCGACCAUCAACGAUAUCGCCUCUUCACAAUCAUCACAACCACUCGGACCUUCCCGCAUGGUCACCCUUCCACCCGGCGUCACCCUCUCACAAUGUGCCUACCUCUACCUCGGCCCCGAAUCUCUCUCCCUCACCAACCUCCUCCUCACACUCGGCGCCUCGACGCCUCUCAUCUCGUACAACCCGCUCACCUCCACCUCUCGCGUCGAAACCGGCUCCACCAACCGUCUGCUCAUGAAGCGGUACGCCUCGGUGCUCAAAGCGCGCGAUGCCUCGGUCGUCGGCCUCCUCGUCGGCACCCUCGGCGUGCACUCCUACCUCCCUCUCCUCAAGUACCUCCGCCAACUACUCACCGGCAAGAAGUCCGGUCGCAAAGUAUACACCAUCUCCGUAGGCAAACUCAACCCGGCCAAGUUGGCCAACUUCCAAGAGAUCGACGUAUUCGUCCUAGUCGCCUGCCCGGAGAACACGUUGGUGGACAGCAAGGAGUUUUACAAACCCAUCGUCACACCGUUUGAGAUGGAGUUGGCCGUCAAGGCAGCAGAGAGGCAGCAGGCGGGUGAGGAAGGUGUGGAUUGGAGUGGAAGGUAUGUCUUGGAUCUGGAACGAUUGGUUCCGGAGGAGUUCAAGAGUGAGGGUGGCGAUUUGGAAGCAAAGAUGGAUGGUAUGAAAGUCGAAGAGAGUGGAAAUGUCAAUGAAGUUGACGGCGACGACGACGACGACGAUGACGAUGAUCAACCACACUUCUCCCUCAUCAGUGGAACCUACGUUCACAGGCGAAAGUUCAACACCAAACCCACCACUCCCGCUCUUCCCUCCAGCGAAGAUGUCCACCUGCAACUCACCACCAAGCCAACCGGCACUGGCAACCAAGAUCGAGUGGUGAUCCGUAAUCCAACCACCGGCGAGCUCACCACUGUUCUCGAAACCGCUUCCAUCGCUCACCUCAACAAGCGCGGCUGGAAAGGACUGGAGCAGCGCUUGGGCAUGGACGAACCAAGCGUACUCGAAGAGGGUAGGGAGGGUAUUGCGAAAGGAUACAAGGACGCUGGUGGACAAGGCGAGAUCAUGUAG